GCGCUAAACCAACUAAUUUUCUACUGUCACCAGUUGGGAGAUCUUCUCUGGUUAUGAAAUUGGCAGUGGUGACGCUGCACUUUCUCUUCGCGGGUUUUCUGUUUCUUGGGAAAGCUGAGACAGUUCCUUGGUGGUACAUGGUCUCUUAUUGCUUCUUGUUUUUUGCAACCCUUGUGCUCUAUUUCGUCACUUCCGCCUCUUCACCUGGAUACGUUGUCGAUGCAAUGAGGGACGCUUGUGCACCUCCGACCUCUAUAAGACAAUCUCCUUCAAGCGUUUUUUUAACUGUGGACCGAGGUCAUCCUGUUUCUGGGGGAAAUUUCCCAACUUCCUGGGCUAAGCUGGUUUCGGACUUGUACCCUCCAGGAACAUCUCACAGAAAUUUGACGUGCGCCGAUUGUCAUGUGGAGCAGCCUCCACGAUCAAAACAUUGUCAUGAUUGUGAUCGCUGUGUUCUUCAGUUUGAUCAUCACUGUCUUUGGAUUGGAACAUGUAUAGGCCAGAAUAACCAUUGUAAAUUCUGGUGGUACGUAUGUGGAGAGACAGCCCUAUGCAUUUGGACGUUCAUCUUGUACAUAGACUACCUGGUUAACAACAACAUAUCCAAGUCUUGGUGGAAGAAUGCGAUUAUCAUACUGCUGCUGCUUAUCUUGGGGAUCUUCUUGAUUUUUGUGCUGGUUCUAUUGCUUUUUCACAGCUUCCUGAUAAUGACAAAUCAAACCACAUUUGAGCUUGUGAGGCGAAGGCGUAUUCCAUAUUUGAGGAAUAUUCCGGAACGAGUGCAUCCUUUUAGCAGAGGGAUGUGCAGAAACAUAUACAAGGUAUGUUGCGGGAGCGAUAAUCUAGAGCCACUGCCCACAGCAUAUGAAGUGGAGCAAAAAUCAAGACCCUACACUUGCGUAGACUUGUUCAAGUGCCGCUGCUGCUGAUUCGUUUGUGUCUCUAGUUUCUUAUUAUAUACUCUGUAUGUACACUCCAUACUUUUUCCUUUCUUUCGGAAAGAGGCUGUUGAUCUUCUGAAUCCACCCACAAAAUCAAAAUCAAAUAGGUAUUAGACA
Arabidopsis arenosa is the source of this 1058-nucleotide messenger RNA. The record is from the annotation of a GenBank genome assembly. Lineage: Eukaryota; Viridiplantae; Streptophyta; Magnoliopsida; Brassicales; Brassicaceae.